AUGGCACACACAACAUUGGAGUCGUUGGCAUCCACAAUCUAUGCGAAUGCUACAGAGCUCAGCAAUAUCGCAAAGGAAAAUGGCAUCAAUCCGAGCCUUGACGACCCUGUCAAGUCAGAUCUAUCCAGCGUAGCACCUUUGGCUAUACGUAAUGAGCUCAUUCAGGCUGCGAAAGAUUUGAUUCAUCUAGCGAUGGGUCCUGCAGACCAUGUUCUCAGUCUAGCAUGGUCGGGUACCGAUGCAGCAAACCUUGACCUUUUGACACGUUUUGAAGUUCCGCAACAUGUCCCAAUCAAUUCAACUAUCUCUUUUCCUGAGCUGUCCAAGGUCACCGGACUCCCAGAGGAUGUCUUGACUCGAGGUGUGCGUUAUGGCAUCGCCAAUGGACUCUUUCGCGAAGCCACUCCCGGUAACAUCGCCCAUUCUGCUGCUUCUGCGGCGUUGUCCAAUAAUCUUCACUUAAGAAACAUCGUCCAUUUUGGUACCGAGUUUCUCCAAAACAUAUUGAUGAAGAUCCCCGAAACAAUGAUUAUGCAGACGGACGAAACAACUGACAAGGUGCCCGAGACUGCAUUCAAUCUUGCUUAUCGAACGGAUGAGAACUUGUUCCAAUAUUUUGCCCACUCAACUGAGCUCAAUAGGAAAUACCAUGAAUAUCUCAUGGGUCGUGUCAACACGCCCCUGUGGUCGACUGAUAAACUGGGUGCUGCUUGGGACUGGGCCAGCCUGGGAUCAAAAACGAUUAUCGAUGUUGGUGGUUCAUCUGGUCAUACUGUCCUGGCUAUUGCGCCGUUGGCACCAAAUGCGCAAUUCAUAAUUCAAGAUAACAACACGGAUGCCUUAGAUAUGGGCCGGAAACUCGUGCUGCGUUCGCCAGACUUGAAUAUGCGGUCGCGAAUCACUUUCGAGCAGCACAACUUCUUUGAGGAACAGCCAGUCAUUGCGGACGGUUAUAUCUUCCGACACAUUCUCCACGACUGGAAUGACUCCGAUUCGGUCGCUAUUCUCAAGGCUCUUGUCCCUGCACUGAGACCUGGGGCAAAGGUAUACAUCAGUGAAGGACUUCUUCCAGAUCCGCCAGCGAAGAGAAUCAAUGCCUUGACGAACAAGAUGAUAUUAAUCGAAGAUCAGUUUAUGCUUGCUGCUCACGAUGCCAAGGAGAGAACUUUGGGUGAUUUCGUUCGGCUCUUUGAGCAGGCUAGUCCGAGAUUCCUUCUGAAAGGAGUCACUUCUGGGGCUGAUGCUGGCUCGUUUAACUCACUGCUAGAGUUUGAGUUCCAGUAA
Penicillium malachiteum is the source of this 1284-nucleotide messenger RNA. RefSeq lists its product as uncharacterized. The coding region runs from base 1 to 1284 and encodes 427 amino acids. The record is from RefSeq and is a predicted model, not a curated record. Gene Ontology annotation, molecular function: O-methyltransferase activity. Lineage: Eukaryota; Fungi; Ascomycota; Eurotiomycetes; Eurotiales; Aspergillaceae. The transcript has 4 exons.